Pisolithus orientalis is the source of this 1760-nucleotide messenger RNA. Its product is annotated as Lipase. NCBI's taxonomy places the organism in Eukaryota, Fungi, Basidiomycota, Agaricomycetes, Boletales, Pisolithaceae. Gene Ontology annotation, molecular function: glycerophospholipase activity. The record is from RefSeq and is a predicted model, not a curated record. The transcript has 4 exons. Bases 1 to 1311 code for a protein of 436 amino acids. Gene Ontology annotation, biological process: piecemeal microautophagy of the nucleus; macroautophagy; neutral lipid catabolic process.
AUGCGAAGGAAUGUUCUAACCCUCAUAUCCCUGCUUUGGCUGGACGUCGCUGUUGCAGACGAGUCACGACCGCCGCAGACGCGUCCUGGACUCGGGGGUGUCGAUGCUAGAACGCUUACUUUGCAAUUGACUGGCGAAUAUACCACCACCAUACCGCCGGAGACGGACAGCGAAAUCCAACUGCUCUACGACCCAUUACUGGACUCUUCGACUUCGAUCCUCAAGGCAAUUCCAACUGCAGUUUACCGGCCAGAAUCAUACGAAGCCGUUGAUCGCGCUAGAGACUCAUCCAGAGUCGACAGUAAGAGCAUACCAAUACAAUGGCACGAAACCUGGGUGUUGGGACCCGACGUAACGGACAAACACACCCUGGGACAGCUAGCCCGGAUGAGUUCAAAUGCCUACCACCUACCCGGCCAGAAGAACUGGAAGUGGCGUGACCUCGAUCCUUCGUGGAAUAUCAACACCAGCUUUCCUUUCGGCUGGGAUAACGCGGAAGACGGAUUCCGUGGUUUUGUCUUCCGGUCUGAAGACAACUCUACCGUUGUUCUCUCGAUCAAAGGCACGACUUUGCAGGGUCCAACGUCAAGGAAGGACAAGUUAAACGAUAAUCUGCUAUUCUCUUGUUGUUGUGCCCGUGUCGAUUUUUCGUGGGUUUUCUCGACGGUCUGCGAUUGCUACUCUUGGUCCCCGCUACACAAUCGCUGCGAUGACCCGUGUCUAUCAGCCGCACUGAUACGAGAUAGCCUCUUCUAUUCGAUCGGAACUAAAUUGGUCAGGGAUUUACGAAUGUUAUACCCUUUCGCUAACAUAUGGCUGGUCGGACACAGUCUUGGUGGGAGUCUCGCCUCUCUCCUAGGCUCCACUUUUGGACUGCCUGCGGUUGCCUUCGAAGCUCCCGGCGAGCGUAUGGCAGCGCAUAGACUUCAUCUGCCACUCCCUCCAUCCAGUUACCCGUCCAGGUUGCCUCGUGUGCCCGUCACUCAUGUAUAUAACAACGCGGAUCCAAUACCACAAGGUGCUUGCACUGGUAUUGCUUCGCCGUGUGCUCAGACGGGUUACGCACUCGAGACUAGGUGCCAUCUCGGAAAGACAAUCGUGUAUGAUACGGUGGGAAGGUUGGGCUGGCACGUUGAUCUGCGAAAGCAUGGCAUUGACGUGUUGAUCGCGAACGUGUUGGAUGCAGAAGGACUGUGGCCCGAUGGUGAAGCUGGCGAAGAACGAGAGGUUCCGACAGCCCAAGAAGAGGCUGAUUGUGUUGAUUGUUUCAAGUGGGAGUUUGGACAUUUCAAGAAUAAGCCAAUCGGUUGACCCGCUAAGUAUGACUUGCGAUUCACUCCCGUUAGCCAUACUGCGAUCGAGUGCUUUGAGUAAACCGGUUGCGAUGUGUAUUUGCUAGAUGUACAAUUGUUGUUCUACAUGGUUAUCCGAUCCGUGUUGUACUUAUCCAUUGGAAUUUACCUGCUACCGGCCUUAUCUAUACGAAGGCUUAUCCCUGGAAUUCCUGUCCUCCAAUAACUGCUCCUUGAACAAUAACUUGCCUGAUGUUCUUGUGGUCACCACAGAAGAAGAAGCGUUCCAACCACUCUUUCAACAUCUUUUCGGCACUUUUUAGAGUGUCGUCUCCAAUGAGAUCGCGACCCGGAUUGUAGCCCCAGAUCGCCGGGUUACCACUGUCGUCACGAACGCUGACAAGGAGCGCAUCAAAGGCUUUGCCUUCCUUGAAUGAUCCUAUGCGAUCUUGUAGACAGCAAACUUCU